This is a messenger RNA of Fundulus heteroclitus (mummichog), 1094 nucleotides long. Its product is annotated as CMRF35-like molecule 5. The transcript has 8 exons. The coding region runs from base 133 to 963 and encodes 276 amino acids. NCBI's taxonomy places the organism in Eukaryota, Metazoa, Chordata, Actinopteri, Cyprinodontiformes, Fundulidae. The record is from RefSeq and is a predicted model, not a curated record.
GUGACGAUCUCCACACUGACUCGGGAGGAUUCGGGAAAAUAUCGGUGUGCCUUGAAAAAAGAGGAUUCCUCCACAUGUUUAGAAAACAUCCUCCUUCAUGUUCUGAAUCUGGAUGAUAUUAAACCAAAAAUAAUGUCUCAUGCUGAAAAUGAGACGGUACAGGUUAAAUGUUCCUACCCUAAAAGCGAAACGAACAGCGAAAAAUCUCUGUGCAAGGGGAAGAGUCCUUCAGACUGUGAUGAAGUUAUAAGUUCAACAGAAGAAGACAGAACUGUAAAAAAUGGCAAAUUUGAUCUAAGAGAUAACCGCAGACUAAAUUACUUUUAUGUUUAUAUUAACAAUCUUCACAAAAGUGAUGCUGGGACUUACUGGUGUGGUUAUGGUGGAACCAAAAACAUCAAGAUACAGCUUUCUGUCGCUGAAGCCCGCACCAAAGUGGGACCGUUACCAACUCAAUCCGAGCAGCUUACGACGCUGCCAAAAGCAAGGAAGACUGAAAUCAGCCGGGACACUGUAGGUUCAGACUAUGACGAAGGCCAAGGACACAAUCCUGAGCUUAGAGGCAGUCCAGGCAUCAUUGCUGGUAUUGUGUGUGCUGUCUUGAUAGUGGUGGUUAUCGUUGUAGUAGUACUGUCUAGACAGAAACUCUUCAACAGACAAGCAUGUUGUGCUUCAGGGGGAGGAUCGGAGCAGAAGACAAACAAGAUAAACGAUGGAGAGCACCAAUAUGAAGCGAUACCGAUGCAGAACAAAGAAGAAAGCGCGGACCAGACACUUUAUUCUACAGUAAACCAACCUGCAGACCAGCUGAACUAUGCCAGCAUCAAAAUCCUAAACAGUGGCUCCGCUGUUGCCGAUGAAGAUAAAAACGGGUCAUCCACCUCAAAGAACAAUCCCAAAGGUGCUGCACAUCCCCCUAUUGUGACAACAAUCUACUCGACCAUUGGAAAGCUUGGAGAAUAGUGCAGCUAUUAUUCAUUUGUGUUCUCUCUGGAUCAGGCUGUCAGAAUGUUAAGUUUCCCUGGGAGUAGUGAUGGACUCAGACCUGAACCUCCAAAAGCAUCUAAAGACAAUUACAAGGUCGGCUUUCUAUC